Paramecium tetraurelia is the source of this 786-nucleotide messenger RNA. RefSeq lists its product as uncharacterized. The record is from RefSeq and is a predicted model, not a curated record. NCBI's taxonomy places the organism in Eukaryota, Ciliophora, Oligohymenophorea, Peniculida, Parameciidae. The transcript has 2 exons.
AUGGAAACAAGAGCUAAAUCAAAAAACUGCUUUGUUAUCUAAACACAUUCAACUUAAUAAUUAUUGACAAUCCGCUCUCCGAAGAUCAGGAGCCAGAGAUAUUUUACUAAACUAAGCAUAAAUAAAGACCAAAAGUAAGGCUUCAUAAAAUUAAUAUCGCCAAAUGAUAUGAAAUCAAACAUAGAAAUACUCAAAAGAAGUUGCAGUUCCGAAUCGACAUUGGAAGGGACCUUAAAUAAGAGAUGUUAAUAUUUAUUUUUAACUUUUACUCAAUAAAAAACAAAAUACUAAAGACAUUAGUUUUGUAUUAGAAAGUGGAGAAAAUUCAUCCUUUGUGUUUAAGCCAUUCUUUUUCUGUUCAAAGUUGCACUAGUCCAAUACAAGAUCAGGAGCAUCUCUCCACCAAAGAUGUCAAUAUGUCACCAAUUGACACAUCACCAUCCCUACCCUGAAAGCCCUACAAACAGAAAAAAAAAGAAGAGUUACAGUAUAGAGACUAAAAAUAGAAAUUGUAGUUUUGGCCAAAGAAUUCAAACCUUGAUUCUCCAUUAAAAAAUGAAGUUUGAAGCCCAAAAGAAUAGCACGUAUAUAAGACAAUUUAAAAACUCUGAUAUAAGAUUAACUCGGUUGAUUAGUUAAAAAGCAUUCAGCACUCACUCAUUACAUACAACAAUUGAUAAUUCCAAAUAGUUACCUGCUAUAAAUAGGCUGGAGUAUACUGAAAGACCAUGUCUAAUUUCAUCCUAAUCAAAAAAAAUUUCUCUAAAAUUAAAGAAAAUUCAUUGA